Molecule: messenger RNA, 1089 nt
Organism: Beauveria bassiana ARSEF 2860
Lineage: Eukaryota; Fungi; Ascomycota; Sordariomycetes; Hypocreales; Cordycipitaceae
Product: D-isomer specific 2-hydroxyacid dehydrogenase
Exons: 1
Coding region: 1-1089 (362 amino acids)
Molecular function (GO): NAD binding; oxidoreductase activity, acting on the CH-OH group of donors, NAD or NADP as acceptor
Source: RefSeq, a predicted model, not a curated record
AUGGUUAUCUUGGACGACUACCUAUCUGUGGCGCAACGACAUUUCGAGCACAUCAGGCCGACCGACGUCAAAAUCGACAUCUUCAAGUCCCAUGUACCUCAAGAUGUAACAAAAGAGAAGAAAGCUCUUGUUGAGCAGCUUCGACCGUAUGAUAUCAUAUCUGCGAUGCGCGAAAGAACGGCGUUUCCUUCCCAAUUGCUGCGCAGCUUGCCAAACCUAAAGCUGCUGCUCUGCACUGGCACACAGUUUGAGACGUUUGACCUCCAAGUUGCAAAAGAGCUCGAUAUCACUGUUGCCGCGGCCCCCGGAAAUGGUCGCACCGACAAACCGGGGCCUACAGGCAAGCCGCUACCAGCUGAUAUCAGAAAGGGGGGCAGCCACCCAACGACACAGCACACUUGGGCGCUGAUUUUGGCUCUCGCCAGAAACGUGGCGUUUGAUGAUGCCGUCGUCAAGUCGGGAGGCUGGCAGUCUAGCCUAGCGAUAGGUCUGUCCGGUAAAACUCUCGGAGUCAUUGGACUGGGUAGGCUGGGCGCGGCUGUGGCAAGAAUCGGUGCUCUGGCUUUCGGUAUGAAGGUCGUUUGCUGGAGCGCAAACCUGGACCAGGACAAGGCAGACCGGGCUGCAGCCGAUCUUGGCCUGCCAAUUGAAAAUGAAUUCGGAGAGAGGACCUUCCAGGUGGUUAGCAAAGAAGAGUUGUUUCGCACUGCGGAUGUAGUCAGCCUGCACUAUGUUCUGAGCGAACGCUCGAGAGGGCUCGUCAACGCAGACACACUGGCCAUCAUGAAGCCGAAUGCGCUACUGGUCAACACCUCACGCAGCGCACUAAUCGACCAAGAUGCGCUAUUGAAUGCAGCGCACCAAGGCAUAAUCCGCGGCAUAGCUAUGGACGUCUUUGAUCAAGAGCCUCUUCCUGAGAGAAACCCCUGGCGCAUCGAACAGUGGGGUGUUGCGGGACGAUCCAAGGUGCUCACGACGCCUCACAUGGGCUACGUCGAUGAAGAUCUCAUGAACAGGUGGUACGAAGAGACGGCCGAGAAUCUGGAGCGGUGGCUAGCAGGUAAAGAGAUUCUGCAUCGCCUAGUAUGA